Molecule: messenger RNA, 210 nt
Organism: Knipowitschia caucasica
Lineage: Eukaryota; Metazoa; Chordata; Actinopteri; Gobiiformes; Gobiidae
Source: the annotation of a GenBank genome assembly
AUGAACUCUGACAACACUGACGAUAACAUGAACACUGACAACACUGACGAUAACAUGAACUCUGACAACACUGACGAUAACAUGGACUCUGACAACACUGACGAUAACAUGAACUCUGACAACACUGACGAUAACAUGAACACUGACAACACUGACGAUAACAUGAACACUGACAACACUGACGAUAACAUGAACUCUGACCAACACUGA